AUGCGUGCACACAUCCAAAUUGAUAAAUCGAAAGCUCGAUACAUGUUUGGUAUUAUUGAUGAGUAUGAUGUACUUGAGUAUGGUCAAGUGUUUGUUCAAUAUUCGAAUAUGGAUUCAAAAAACUUACUCAAUACGACAGUAUUAACAGGACCAGUUACAAUCACAAAAAAUCCUUGUCAUCAUCCUGGCGAUUUGAGAACGUUCAAUGCCGUCGAUCGGCAAGAAUUAAGACAUUUACAUGAUUGCAUUGUUUUUCCAGCAAAAGGGCCGAGACCAGAUCCAAACGAAAUUGCAAGAUCGGAUCUCGACGGGGACGAAUACACAGUAAUUAAGGAUGAAGAUUUAGUACCAUUAAUGACAGAAAAUGCUAUGCCGUAUGAUUACGAUGCUGGAAUUAGACAAGAAAAGUUAGAUCGUCCAAUAACAAAAUCUGACAUUAUUGGUGUUGUUUUAAAUAUUUGUGAACAAGACAAUAUUGGACGAUUAAGUAAUUUGCAUUUGGCAUACUCGGAUAAAAAAGGUCUUGAUCAUCCAGAAACUAUUUUAAUAGCAGCUGGUAUUAGUAAGGAAGUGGAUGCUGUUAAAACUGGGUAUCAUCCAUAUACAGAAUAUGAAAUUAUACAAUUAAACAAAGCACUUGGCAACGAAAGACCAGACCAUAUGGAAUGCAAAAGUUAUAAAUCAUAUCCAUCAAAAACAAUUUUAGGUAUGCAAAACAAUAGCAACACUAUUAGAUUGAGAUACUAA
Molecule: messenger RNA, 747 nt
Organism: Didymodactylos carnosus
Lineage: Eukaryota; Metazoa; Rotifera; Eurotatoria; Philodinida; Philodinidae
Source: the annotation of a GenBank genome assembly